AUGGCAACUUCCACUCGGUUGAGAAACGAUCAACAACUUGAAAUUUUUUGUAUUAUUUGGUUAGAUAAUAACACUCAAGUCAAUGAUAAUCGGGAAACGGAACAACAUUUGCGCUCAAUUAUUAAUCGUCUCAAGCGAUUCAGAGACGUUGGAGAAUGCGAAAGAUUUAUCAAGGAUCGAUCGAUAGAUGAUCGAAUCAUUCUCAUUACCAGUGGUCGAUUAGGUCGAAAAAUUGUCCCAACGAUUCACCCAACCCGGCAAAUCAUAUCAGUUUAUAUAUACUGUAUGGAUGAGGCAGGUAACAAGGAAUGGUCCAAGAUAUACACAAAAGUCAAAGCUGUCAUGACUCAAUUGGAUAAACUCGUGCUUCGUAUCAAAGCCGACCAUAAAGUUCAACAAAUUAUCGAACAGCCGUUGUGCAUGGAUGUAUUCACCUCCGGGAGUUCAACUGGUAGUGUCAAUGGUAAAUUCGUUUUCACACAAGUUCUCAUCGAAUGUCUUUUACGACUUAAAUAUAACGAGCAAGACAAAAAAGAACUUAUUAAACGAGUUCAAAAAGAAUACGAAGGAAAUGGAUUCGAGCUGAACAAUAUCAGAGAAUUUCAAGAAUCCUAUUUGCCUAGUGACGCUAUAUGGUGGUAUACACGAGAUACAUUCUUUUUCAAGACACUCAAUGGUGUUUUACGUACAGAAAAUCUUCACAUGAUCUUUUUGUUUCGUUCGUAUAUUGCGGAUAUUCAACAUCAACUAAAAAGACAUCAAACUGGAAAUGCUUUGCGCGUUUAUCGGGGACAAUUGAUAUCAAAAGACGAAUUGAAAAAAUUACAACAGUCCUGUGAGCAAUUUAUCUCUUUAAACUCAUUCUUCUCGACCAGUGUUAACGACGAAAGGGCUCGGCGAUUUCUCUGUGGCAAUAGCGUUUCGGAGAAUCUCGAACGAGUAUUAUUUGAAAUCCAUGCUGAUUGUCAAACAGCUGCAACAAAACCAUUUGCUAAUAUUCAAUUGCUUAGUGAUUAUCCGGAUGAAGAAGAAGUUUUGUUCAUGAUUGGCUCGAUCUUUCGUUUGGAGACCGUCCUUCGUAGUAGCGAUGAAGAUAUGUGGAUUAUUCGAAUGACGCUGUGCAGUGAAAACGAUAGUAGUUUACAAGAUGUUCUGCGAUACAUGAGGCAACAAUUUGGUGAGGGUGAAACAAGUCUUCGAACUUUAGGAAAAGUCUUAUGGAAAAUGGGAGAUCUAGAUUUAGCUGAAUUCUAUUUGACUCGUUUUCUGAAUAAUCUUCCACCACAGGAUCCUGUUAUUGGCGAUCUAUAUGAAGAGCUCAGUGAAAUUGCAGGACUAAAAAGAAAUUUUGACAAGAGUAUUGAAUACAAAAACAAAGCAUUGGAAUAUCAAAAAGCGAAAAAGUUAUUAGAUAAACCAGACUCCAUUGAAGAUCACAAGCCGAAAAAACCUGUAUCGCCGAUACCUCCAUUUAAAAAGUCACCCACUCCAUCAUACAGUAAAGAGGCGCCGCUUAAUGGAAACAAUGUUCCUGCGCAAACGUGGCCAGUCUUUUCUGAAUUGGGUCUACAGAUUGUUUUUGCUCAACACACAAGUUUGAUUAAGGUCGACCAUGGAGCUACACAUGCAGAAAUUUUGGUUCGAACGCCAGAUGACAUUGAACUAGUCGGUUCGCUAAAAAAUGGCUGCGAUGAGGACGUCUUCGGUGGAAAUAGAGUUUUCUUUAAUAGACACAGAAGACUGUGGCAAUGUCUAUUCGCACCCAACGACAACGGGACAUUCACGGCUACGAUCUAUGCAAAACGAAAAUCAGAUCUACGUAGCUUUACCAGUGCAUGCAGUUAUAUUCUCGAAGCGAGACAAAUUCCAUCGAUACCCUUAUCAUAUCCCAUCACAUGGCAGCUGUUUCACGAUCUCGAUCUUGAAAUCGAAAUGCCUUACAAUCACGCCGCCGUUACCUGGCCCAAGAGUGCAUCUUACGUUGAAAUUCGAAUGCGAGCUCCUGAUCACGUAUACCUCUCAUGUGAUAUUCUAUAUAACAAACGAAAAACCGAUGGUGGAGCGUUGGCACAGUUCGAUAUCACUAAGCAUAGCUGGCAACUGUUAUUUGCGCCCCAGCACACAGGUUUGCAUACGUUACUUGUCUAUGCAAAACAGGAGAAUGAUAGUGAUUCGACUUUACACUCAGUUGUCCAAUUCAAUCUUAAUGUAACUCAUAUUAGUCAACCAGUUAAAUUUCCCAUAACAUACAAACAAUUCAAGUCAAAGAGAUGUCGUAUUAUUGAACCUCUUUAUGGACCACUUAAGCACAACUUUCCGGUAUUGAUUCAUUGUAUAGUGCCCGAUGCAAUCGACGUAGAUGUGAUGAUUGAUUCCAACUGGAGUCGUAGUCAAGAUUACCAUGAUCCCGUUUUCAAGAAAAUGAUAACAGUGGGCUCAAAUGAAGUGGAAGUUCUGGGAAAAUACGCUCAACAGAACACUUACAGUGAUAUCAGUGAUGUCAACAAACAGGUUUUUCAUCUCACUGCUUCUCCUAAAUGUGACAGAUCAUCAUUUUUCUCGUAUUAUUCGGGUACAUUGACAAAUGAUAAUGAAAUAUACUCACGCGAAGAAGGUUUUGGAGUAAAAUACUACUAUCAAACAAUCAGAGUACGCGUCAAUACAACAGGCACCUAUACAUUCAAAAGUUCAGGUAGAAUUGAAGACACAUAUGGAUGCUUGUAUCAAGGAAAUUUUUACCCAAUGCAUCCGGAGUGCAACAUCGUUGCGAAAGAUGAUGACAGUGGUGGAAAUGGUCAGUUUUUAAUAACAGCUGUUCUUCGAUCUGAUCUGGAAUACAUCUUGAUAUUUUCAACAUAUCGUGAUCGAGUGACAGGAACAUUCGAAGUUUUGGCAUCGGGUCCAGAUAAUGUUUUCAAUCCCAUAGGUGUGCUACCGAUAGAUACAGUAACGACAACCAUUAGUACUACAUCUACUGUCACUACCACUACUUCCACUACCACUAUCACGACAACAACAACCUGGAACAAAAAUAUGACUGGAAUACUGUGCGCUGACGAUCCACGAGGUUUGGAUUACCAUGGUACGGUAUCAGUGACGGAGAAUGGUCGAACAUGCCAACGAUGGGAUGCGCAAAGUCCUCAUAAACAUACAAUUUCUGAUGUUCUCUUGCCGUAUGAUGCUUCUCUUCAUGCUGCGGAAAACUACUGUCGAAAUCCUCUGAGUAAAGAUGCCAUGAAAGAUCGACCUUGGUGCUACACAAAUGAUCCAGCAGUCUCUUGGGAAUAUUGUUCUGUACCAAAGUGUUCUGCGUGGUCAUCAUACCCGGAGUGUAGUGUUUGCCCAGAUUCAGACUAUCAAGAUUCAUGCAUAGAUUGCGUGACAAGUAUUAAUUGCUGGCGGGGUUGUCGUUGUUACACUAUCGAUUUCAGCGAAUUAAUACUUACUAGAAUUCAGCUUAUAUCAUCGCGUCCUUGCAAAUUAGUCAAUGCAAAAAGCCAGCUACAAUGCCAAGGCUAUUGCUGA
Molecule: messenger RNA, 3525 nt
Organism: Adineta ricciae
Lineage: Eukaryota; Metazoa; Rotifera; Eurotatoria; Adinetida; Adinetidae
Source: the annotation of a GenBank genome assembly